Messenger RNA from Suillus clintonianus, 2314 nucleotides. Its product is annotated as ABC transporter type 1, transmembrane domain-containing protein. Gene Ontology annotation, molecular function: ATP hydrolysis activity; ATP binding; ABC-type peptide transporter activity. The annotation marks the transcript as partial. The record is from RefSeq and is a predicted model, not a curated record. Gene Ontology annotation, cellular component: fungal-type vacuole; membrane. NCBI's taxonomy places the organism in Eukaryota, Fungi, Basidiomycota, Agaricomycetes, Boletales, Suillaceae. Gene Ontology annotation, biological process: transmembrane transport. The transcript is spliced from 23 exons.
GCGUUGUACAUGCCACUUCAAGUAGGCAUGUGCAUCUGGUUCUUGUACGAAAUUCUUGGCUGGAGUGCCUUUGCUGGCUUGGCUGUUAUGAUUCUCCUGUUCCCUCUCCCUGGGUACGUUGCCCAGAAGAUCCAAAACGUGCAGGUGGAAAAAAUGCACAAGACGGAUGCCCGGGUGCAAACCGUGACCGAAACUAUGAAUGUACUGCGCAUGAUCAAGCUUUUCGGAUGGGAAGAGAAAAUAGACACUAGGAUCAGCGAGAAACGAGAAGUAGAACUUGUCUGGACAUGGAAGACGAAGAUCUUAGAACUGGUAAACAACAACUUGAACUACGUAAUACCCAUGUUUACCAUGAUGGCUUCUUACAUGGCAUUCAUGGGGCAAAACCUAACCGCUUCAAAGGUUUUUUCGUCGAUGUCAAUCUUUGACAUCCUAAGAGAUCAGCUGAACAUGGUGUUCUUCUCCAUCCCAAGAUUUACCCAAGCCAAAGUAUCGCUGGAUCGUGUCAAUAGUUUCCUGACUGAUACAGAACUAUUGGAUGCAUACACACAGCAGGACGAGGACAGAGUCCAGCUCUUUAUCCAGUCAGAAGAAGAAUCUGACCUCAUCGGCUUCAGAGACGCUGUCUUUGCAUGGUCCAAUGAUUCCGGUGGGUCGCUGACACCGUCGAAGCGCAAGUUCAGACUUUGCAUCGACGGUGAGAUGUACUUCCAACACGGUUGUAUCAACCUUGUCGUCGGACCGACAGGUUCUGGGAAGACAUCAGUGCUCAUGGCUUUGCUCGGCGAGAUGCACUUCACGCCCUCUGGCGGUGUAGCGUAUGCCGCGCAAGAGUCCUGGGUCCAAAACGAAACCAUUCGGGACAACAUUCUUUUUGGCGCACCCUAUGAUGAGAUUCGAUACAAGACAGUCUUGCACCAGUGUGCUCUGGAGCGAGACCUUACUUUGUUCGAAGCGGGCGACCAAACGGAAGUUGGAGAAAAGGGUCUUACGCUAAGAGCUAUAUAUUCUUUGGCAAACACGCUGCUACUUGAUGAUGUUUUGGCCGCUCUGGAUGUCCACACGUCCAAGUGGAUUGUAGACAAAUGUUUCGCCGGAGAUCUCGUCAAAGAUCGAACAAUUAUCCUUGUGACGCAUAACGUUGCUAUGGCGAGCUCGAUAGCGCACUUCGCCGUGUCUCUGGGUUCCAACGGACGGAUUGUCAGCCAUGGAUCGAUAUCGGAGGCCAUUGCAAAGGACGACAAGUUUGCAGCGGAAGUGGCAAAAGAACAGGAAGUCCUUGCUAAAGAGGCCGAGGUUAUGGACACUCUAGAAGAACCGAAGGGUGAUGCGGCGAAGUCCGACGGCAAGUUGGUAAUGUCUGAGGAAAUUGCAGAAGGCCAUGUUUCCUGGCCAGCUUUCAAGCUCUACCUCACCUGCUUGGGGGGGAAUUAUCCUAUGACAUUCUGGGUCGCGUUCUUGCUUCUGAUGGGGUUGACGGACUUCGCCAACACUGUGCAAACCUGGUUCCUUGGGUACUGGGCAUCUCAAUACGAACACCAUCUACCCUCGGAGGUCAAUGUUAAAUUUUAUCUCUCUGUAUAUGCCUUGAUCAUGGUCUCUGGCUGUCUCAUGUAUUCGAGUGGGUAUUACAUGUACUAUCGGGGUUCAAUGCGGGCGUCACGAACCAUCCACAAGAAACUCAUUCAAUCUGUACUUGGAACAACGCUAAGAUGGCUGGACACGACACCUACAUCUCGGGUCAUCACUCGGUGCACACAGCUCAUAAGAGCCAUUGAUGGUCCGUUUGCACAGGGAAUUGGUUGGGUCGUCGAACUUUCCUUGACCAUGAUCGUGAAACUCGGAGCCGUUGUGGCCAUGACUCCCAUCUUCUUGGUGCCCGGUCUCUUUAUCGGCUUGCUAGGUGGAUGGAUCGGUCGCAUCUACAUGAAAGCUCAACUAUCAGUCAAGCGAGAGAUGAGCAACGCGAAAGCACCGGUCCUUGGUCACUUCGGGGCUGCUAUCGCAGGACUUACAUCGAUUCGUGCGUACAGUGCAGAGGAUAAAUUUAAACAAGAAUCUCUUAAUCGCAUCGACCGCUACACCAAAUCAGGGCGCAUGUUCUAUAACUUGAACCGUUGGGUUUGUGUCCGUAUUGAUGUUAUCGGUGGUGUAUCCUCGGCUGGUCUUGCCGCUUAUCUUGUGUAUGGUCGCGGAAUUCAUGAGGCGUCGAACAUUGGGUUCUCUCUGAACAUGGCAGGUAAAUUCCAUUUACGUAGUGUACCCAUUGCGGAUUUUCGCUUACACCUUGAAGUCGGUUUCAGUUCCAUGAUCC